GAUUUCGAUCCCGGAGUUCUCAAUCUGGAAGAACUCGAUCUCGAAGUUCUCAAUCUGGAAGAUUUCGAUCCCGUAGUUCUCAAUCUCGAAGAACUCGAUCCCGAAGUUCUCAAUCUGGAAGAUCUCGAUCCCGGAGUUCUCAAUCUGGAAGAACUCGAUCCCGAAGUUCUCAAUCUGGAAGAUAUCGAUCCCAGAGUGCUCAAUCUCGAGGGUCCCGAUCAGGGAGUUCUAAAUCUCGAAGAUCCUGCUCCCGAAGUUUUUCGUACAACAAUAUGAAAGAGACGACAUUGGAUGAAACUGUUGAAUUAGAUGAGUUUAUAUUGGAACUUCGAAGACUCCAAUCCAUAAUUUCUCGAUCUCAAAGAUUGCCAUCCCAAAAUUCUCGAACUCAAACAUCCCAUAGUCCUCGAUCCCGAGGUUCUCAAUCUCGAAGAUCCCAAUCCCAGAAUUCCCAAUCUCGAUCUUGGAGUUCUCGAUCGCAAAGUUUCCGAUCUGUGAGUUCUCAAUCACUAAGAUCACAAUCCCGGAAUUCUCAAUCACUUAGAUCCCGAUUCCGGAGUUCUAAGUCUCGAAGAUUCCGAUCCGGGAGUGCUCAAUCACAAAGGUUUCGAUCUGGGAGUUCUCAAUCACUAAGAUCACGAUCGCGGAGUUCUCGAUCACUUAGACCCCGAUUCCGGAGUUCUAAGUCUCGAAGAUCCCGAUCCAGGAGUGCUCAAUCACAAAGGUUCCGAUCUCAAAGUUCUAAAUCGCAAAGAUCCCGAUCCGGGAGUUCUAAGUAUCGAAGAUCCCGAUCCCGAAGUUUUCACUACAACAAUAUGGAAGAAAUGGAAGAAAGGUCAGCUGUUAAAACUACAGUAUUAGAGGAAUUAAGAUCGGAACUUCAAAGACUACAGAAUUACAAGGAUAAAAAUCCCCAAAUGGAUGUGGAACAAAGAAAAUCUAACCUUUAUCCAGGUGGAAUCCCUAAUAUUGAAAUAAGUAAGCCCAGUUCCCCUCCAAAGGCCCAGAAACAUAAACCUAAAGUUUCCGGAACCCCGAAGCCCGGAAGUGGUCCUGGAUCUGUUCUACGAGCUCUGGCCAGCAUUUAUCAAGGUAGAGAUGAGUACAUGAAGAAUAGAGAAAUACAGAGACAAGUCUCUGUAUUCUGUCAACUACGGAAACUGGAGCGUCCUACCAAGGACGCUGUUGAUACAGCCCUCAGUCCUAACAGUUUGCAGAGACACGGAUGGAUUCAUAGGAAACAGAACAUGUACUGUAUCACACAGUCAGGACUAGACAUGGCCAAACAAAUAAACCAGGUAAAUUCAAACACUACAGUGAGAACUAGAAAACUGACGAAUAUGAAGACGACAUUUAAACAAUUUUAAAAUGUUAAUAGCUAUGGAACCCAGCUUUGCCCAGAAACAAAACUUUCUCUAUUAACCCACUUAAAUAAACAAACAAACGGAGAUUACUACUAUAUAUGGAUACUCUAAAAAUAGUGUUGCCCAGGGUAAGCAAAGUUAGUACCUCCGUUUACCCGCACUUGGUCUUAAACUUCGAUUUUAGCUAUUUUUCGACCCACUUAACUUGAAAUCUUAAAACCUAGCUAAUAACAUUCCCAUGGUUCUCCCGAGAUUCCCAAUUAAAAUUUGAGGCAAAUCGGGCCAGGGUUGAUGAAUUAUGGUCAGACAUACAGCAAACGA
Messenger RNA from Eurytemora carolleeae, 1685 nucleotides. RefSeq names its product serine/arginine repetitive matrix protein 2-like. The transcript has 4 exons. Bases 273 to 1367 code for a protein of 364 amino acids. Lineage: Eukaryota; Metazoa; Arthropoda; Copepoda; Calanoida; Temoridae. The record is from RefSeq and is a predicted model, not a curated record.